Messenger RNA from Astyanax mexicanus (Mexican tetra), 6498 nucleotides. Its product is annotated as unconventional myosin-XVIIIb-like. The coding region runs from base 1 to 6378 and encodes 2125 amino acids. Gene Ontology annotation, molecular function: protein binding; cytoskeletal motor activity; ATP binding. NCBI's taxonomy places the organism in Eukaryota, Metazoa, Chordata, Actinopteri, Characiformes, Acestrorhamphidae. Gene Ontology annotation, cellular component: myosin complex. The record is from RefSeq and is a predicted model, not a curated record. The transcript is spliced from 43 exons.
AUGUCUCUUUAUUCUAACCGUCUGCAGAUAAAGGAGGAGAAGAAGCCGGCACCUGCCACUCAGCCUCCUCCUCCGCUGUCGGCGGUACCCGGCGGGUUCCUGAAGCAGCUGGUGAGAGAGACUGAGAAGGAGACCCGUCACAGAGAGCUGGAGCUGAAGGAGGAGAAGGCGCCCAGUAAGCUGAGUGAGAACCUGGUGCAGCAGUUCCUCCUGCCGGACGAGACUCCGCCCAUCCUGGAGGCGGAGAUGACCCUCAGGGCGGAGCAGCAGGUGAACGGAGAGCGGGACCGUCCCGCUGUGUCCCCCCGCAGGAUCCUCACCCCCAACCCAAAGCCCCAGAGACAGGAGUCCAGCGGCAGCUCAGACCCGGCACGGUCUCCGGAGACACCGACGGGGACAGAGAGGCAGGGAGGGAGGCAGGAGACACAGCCGGCAGAGAAACAGAGGCAGGAGGAGGAGCUGAGAACCACGAGACCACAAUCAGAACCACAGACCCCUGAGAAACCUGAACCUGAGACACCAAAAAAACCUGUGAGGGAUGUAUGGUAUGAAGCUGGCUCUGUGUGGUACAGUCAUAAAAACGGAUUUUCUCUCGCCACUCAGCUGAAGCCGGACGACGGAACCCCCGAGCUUCCUGACGGGACGGUGAGGGUCCGACUACACACUGACGGUUCUGUUCAUGAUGUUACGCAGUUCGAGAUUGAGAAGCUGAAUCCGUCAGAACUGGACCUGAGUGAGGACCUCAGUAAUCUGGUGAGCGUGAACGAGUCCAGCGUCCUGCACGUCCUGACGUCCCGCGCUAGGGCCCACUCGCCCUUCACCCACGCCGGGCCCAACCUGCUCGCUCUCUGGCCUCCUUUAGCCACGCCCACUAAGGGUCUGCGCUCCCGGCGCUGGGAUACCUGGGAAGCCCCGCCCCCCCUGCAGGCUCAGGUGCGCAGGGUGUAUUUGUCGAUGGUGGGACAGAGGAAGGACCAGUGUGUGGUGGCUUUGGGCCGCAGUGGAACGGGGAAAACCACUUCCUGUCAGGCGUUCGCUCAGGAACUUCUUAAACAAGCGGGAACAGCCGGGAACAGCCUGACCCUGGAGCGAUUACAGGCAGUGUUUACAGUGUUGCGUUCGUUCGGGUGUGUAAGCUCCGCCCACAGUGAGGCCUCGUCCCGAUUCGCUAUGGUUCUUUCUCUGGAUUUCAACCAUAAAGGUCUCGCCGCCGCAGGACACCUACAGACGAUGCUGUUGGAGAGGUGGAGGGUGUGCAGGAGGCCGGAGGGGGAGAGCAGUUUCCUGGUCUUUUCUCAGAUGCUGGCGGGUCUGAAUACGGAGAUGAGGACGGAGCUUCAGCUGCAUCAGCUGCCCGAGAGCAACUCGUUUGGCAUCACUUGCCCCACAAAGGUGGAUGAGAAGCAGAGAGCUCUGGUGGAGUUCGGGAGGUUGUUGGUGGCGAUGAACGCUCUGGGGUUCUCAGCUGAUGAGCAGCGGGCGAUCUGGCACGUCCUGGCUGGGAUUUAUCACCUGGGUGUAGCCGGAGUCUGUAAAGUGGGCCGGAAGCAGUUUAUGAGUUUUGAGAGUGCGCAGGAAGCCAGCAGGAUUCUGGGAUGCGAGGGGGAGGAGUUUCACACCGCCGUGUUCAAACAUCACCUGCGGCAGCUCCUGCAGAGAGCCACCGGCGGCGCUAGAGAGCGGCACAACACCGAAGAACAGGAGGAGGGUCCUAAGCUGAGUGCGGCUCAGUGUGUGGAGGGGAUGGCUGCUGGACUUUAUGAGGAACUCUUUACUGCUGUUGUAUCUCUGAUUAACAGGGCUCUGAGUUCUCAGCAGCUGACUCUGGGCUCGGUGAUGGUGGUGGACGCUCCGGGUCUGCGGAACCCGAGACACAGCGGGGAGGACCGGGCCGCCGGGUUCUCAGAACUCUGCCAUAAUUACCUGCAGGAGCGUCUGCUGGAGCACUGCUUCACACACACCUUCACCAGCACCAAACACAGAUACACACAGGAGCGUGUACAGGUGGAUUUUGAGAGUCCGGAGAUCAGUCCGAGAGAGGUGGUGAGCGCUAUAGACCAGCCCGGACUUCAGGUGCGAGGUCCUGAGGGAGAUUCUCGGGGGCUGUUAUGGGUGUUAGAUGAAGAUAUGUCGACUCCGGGUUUAACAGAGAGCGCACCUCUCGAGAGGAUAUGCGGGUAUUUCAGUGAGACAGUGCGUCAGUGUGAGCAGCCUCUGCAGUGUGAGAUCGCUCAUCUGAUGGGUUCUGAUCCGGUUCGAUAUGAUCUCUCCGGCUGGUUUUCUCUGGUCCAAAACAAUCCAUCUGCCCUCAACGCCAUCUCCAUCCUGCAGAACUCCACCGUCGGGGUGGUGAAGGCGGUGUUCGGGCCACGGGGUUCGGUCCCCCCCCUCUGUCGGGGUCUGGGGGGUGUUGAGGGGGGGUCUCAGCGUUCUCUGGAGCGCAGCGGGACGGUGAGGAAGACCCUCAGUGGGGGAAUGGCGGCUCUCAGGAGACACUCGCACUGCAUCGCUGUUAAACUACAGGCGGACGCUCUGGUGAAUCUGAUUCGUCGAGCUCAGCCCGUGUUCCUGCAGUGUAUCAGCGCCAGGACAGAUGGAGGCGGCUUUGAUGUUCCAGCGCUGAGAAUCCAACUGCACUCCACCCACCUGUUACCUGCCCUGCAGCUGUACCGCACAGGCUACCCGGAGCACAUGUCUCUGAGUGAUUUCCGCUGCCGCUACCAGGCCCUGUCUCCUCCGGUGAUGAAGAGAUACGGCUCUGUGUUCAUCACGCCGGACGAGAGGAAGGCGGUGGAGGAGUUACUGAUGGAGCUGGAUCUGGAUAAGAAGAGCAUCGUUUUGGGAGUGAGCAGGGUGUUUAUGAAGUGUGGAGUGCUGAAGUCUCUGGAUGUGCAGAGGGAGGGGCUGGUCAGUAGUUGGCUGGUUCAGAUGCAGGCCUCGUGUUUGGGGCACCUGGCCCGUCAGAGGUAUCGCCGCAUGAAGGUGCAGCAGAUGGCGGUGAGCUGUAUUCAGAGGAACGUUCGCGCUCUCGCCGCCGUGUCUCGCUGGAACUGGUGGAAGCUGCUGUGUAAAGUACGUCCUCUACUGGACGUCAACAAGGACGACCACAGGCUGCGAGCCAAGGAGGAUGAGAUCACGGCCCUCAGGAGACGACUGGAGAAGUCUGAGAAAGAGAGGAAUGAACUGAGACAGACUGCAGACAACCUGGAGACCAAGGUAACGGCUGUGGUGUCUGAGCUGAGUGAUGAGCGGUUUCGUGGCGAGGCGAUGAGCCAGGCUUUAGACACCGAGAGAUCAGAGAGACUUCGGUUAACCAAGGAGAACAAAGAGCUACAGGCGAGGCUGGAUCAGGGUAAAGUCAUGCUGGAGGCUUUAGAGAAGCAGCUGGAGGAGGAGAAACAGAGAGUUAAGAGUAAAGAGGCUUUAGGGGGCGUGGCCACAGUGCUGGUGUGUUCAGAGAGUGAGCUGCAGCUGCAGUUGGAGUGCGCGCAGACGGAGGUGGAGUUUCUGAGGCGGCGUCUCCGUCAGACUGAGGAGAGACUGGAGGCGGAGAAAGAGACUCGAGAACUUCUGGACACCAAGGUUCUGGAUCUUCAGGCGCAGUUGGAUCAGUCGAAGCGUUCGGGGGCGGAGCUAAAGCGUCAGUGUCGGCGCGUGACCUCUGACCUGCAGGACGCCCGCGUGCUGAUCGACAGUCUGCAGGCCCGAGCGCACGAGCUCGACCGGAAACAGCGCAGGUUUGACAGUGAGCUGACCCGAGCUCUGGAGGAGGCUGAAAGUGAGCGUGAGCAGAAGGACAGGGCGGUUCAGGAGAGCACGGCUCUGGGGGGCGAGAUCUUCUCUCUGCGUCGGGUCCUGAAGGAGAGUCAGGUGGAGGUGAAUCACCUGCAGCAGCAGAAGGAGGAGUUGUGCGCUCAGAUCCGGGAUCUAAGUGUUCCUCUGAACCUGAGUUCUGAUUCGGUACCGGAACUGAAGAAGCAGCUGAGGGAACUGGACACCAAGGAGAAGGAGAUCAACCAGGAGAUCACCAGGAUGAGCGCUAAGAUCCAGCAGCAGGAGCAGAUCCAUCUGCGGUUGGAGAUGGAGAUGGAGAGAAUGAAGCAGAUCCAUCAGAAAGAGCUGGAGGACAAAGACGAGGAGCUGGAGGACGUGCAGAAGUCUUCACAGAGACGGCUGAGGCAGUUGGAGAUGCAGCUGGAGCAGGAGUAUGAGGAGAAGCAGAUGGUGGUACAUGAGAAGCAUGAUUUGGAGGGAUUGAUCGCCACUCUGUGUGAACAGGUGGGUCACAGGGAUUUUGAUGUGGAGAAGCGUCUGCGUCGGGAUCUGAAGAGAACUCACGCUCUGCUCAGUGAUGCUCAGCUGCUGAUCUCCUCUCUGGAUGAGGCUGGGCAGUGCCAGGCUCCGGGCACCAAGGAGCAGCUGGAGAAACUCCACUGCCAGCUGGAGGAGAGCGAGGCUCGGCGUCUGGAGGCUGAAAGUGUUCAGAAGACUCUGGCGAUGGAGCUGGAGAACGCUCAGAUGGAGCUGGAGAGCAUCUGCAAACACAAGAGUCUGGUGGACGAGCAGCUCGCGCAGCUGCAGUACGAGAAGACUGACCUGCUGAAGAGGCUGGAGGAGGACCAGGAGGACCUGAAUGAGAUCAUGCAGAAACACAAAGCCCUUAUAGCUCAGUCCUCCAGUGACAUCACUCAGAUCCGGGAGCUCCAGGCCGAGCUGGAGGAGGUGAAGAAAGAGCGGCACAGUCUGCAGGAACAGCUCCAGACGAGUGUGGCGCGAGUGCAGUUCCUGGAGUCGUCCACGGUGGCGCGAAGCAUCGUGAGCAAGCAGGAGGCGCGAGUCUGUGACCUGGAGAACAAGCUGGAGUUCCAGAGAGGACAAGUCAAGAGGUUCGAGGUGUUAGUGCUGCGUCUGAGGGACAGUGUGGUGAGGUUGGGGGAGGAGCUUGAGCAGGCGGCUCAGGCCGAGGCUCGAGAGCGGGAGAACGCUCGGUACUUCCAGCAGAGACUCGCCGACAUGAAGCUGGAGCUGGAGGACCUGAGCCUCAGAGAGCAGGAGGGCAGCCGCCGCCGCAUGGAGCUGGAAAUGCAGGUGGAGGAGCUGAGUGCAGUGAGACAGACUCUACAGGCUGAUCUGGAGACGUCAAUCCGGCGUAUCGCUGAUCUACAGGCCGCUCUGGAGGAGGUGGAGUCCAGCGAUGAAAGCGACACUGAGAGCGUCCAAACCGCCGUGGAGUCCUUCACUAGAAAGAGAGACGUGGACAGCCUCUCCGUGGGGUCCAGCGUCGGCACGGAGGACGUGGGCGAGGGCAUUCGGCGCGGGCGUCGCGGGGGAAGAGGCUCUCCGUACGGUGGAAGCAGCACCGGCCGCCAGUCCGUCACCGACACAAUGAGCACCUACAGCUUCAGGUCCUGCACUCAGGACUUUGAGGAGGACGUACCCGAGAGUUCUGGAGGUCUCGCGAGGGCGCCGUCGUCCACGGCCCUGUCCGAGCUUCUGGAGGGUCUGAGGAAGAAGAGGGCCGGUGCCGGGUGGGACAGAGGUUCUGAGGUGGGCGAGGGGAGCGCUCUGUCUUUACCCAUUUACCAAACGACAGGAGCCUCCACUCUGCGCCGCCGAGCUUCAGCACUGUCUCUAGGACCUGAGGAUCUGGGUCUGGAGGAACCGGUCCGGCCCGGAAUCCUCAAACCGCCCAGUCCUCUCCUGCCUCGAGCCUCCAGCCUACGAUCUUUAUCCGAAUCCACGACAGCCGCCCCUACUGUCACCACCUCGUCCUCCACCUCCACCUCCACAGGGAAGAUAAACCGCUUCAGCUCCUGCGACUCUCUCGCCUCCACAAGUUCCCGCCGCCAUCUCUCCAAACUCUCCAUCCCUGAGGAAGGUGAAGACGAGUUCUGCAUGAAGACCGGUGUAGGACCAGGCACCGUAGGACCAGGCACUGGCAUAGGACCCGGCACCUUAGGCUCCUACCAGCCCAUCCGCCGCCGGCUGCUCGGGGGUCUCGUAUCUGAAGGAGGGGAAGCUCAGCUCGGGACAGAGCCUCUCGUAUUCCAGAACCGUCUUCUUCUUCCUCAUCCAGACACAAAGAAAGACACAGGAGACGCCAGCUCAGACAUUGUCCCCGCCAUCCGCAGAGCUCAGUCCACCAGCAGCUUAGCGGGCGGCAGUUCCAGAGGAGGCCAGCGGCGCGCCCUCAGCGUGCACUUCGGAGAGCUGCCCCCCUCCAGAGCGUCGCGCCGGGACUCCGACUCCGACUCCUCGGGCUCGGGAAGCUCUCAGAAGAGACGUGGUCCUCAGGGAGAGAGGCUGGAGGCUGAAGGCAGCGAGGGAGACGUUAACUCAGUGAUGAGGAAGUACCUCAGGAAGGCAGAGGUCGACUGAACGUGUGGAGUUAGGAGAUCAUGGAGUUUGGUUCUUACCCAGAAUGCACUGAGAGGGGAUGCUGCUGCAGGUUGAUUUUUGAACACUGUUUGUACACAAGAAUAAAAUGUUUUAAUGGAA